AGGUGAAAUCACACGGAUCGAUAGGGAGGACGAGGAGGGGUACUUAAGUAAUUUGCAAAGUGGAGCGUAGAAGGAGCUGCGUUGGUGUUUCCUUCCUUUGUUUCUUUUGUAAAGGGCAAAGGGGAAAAAUCACAUUUUCCGCAACGGAGCCACCGGCGUGGCGUUGUUGUUAGCUCUCUCUCUCUCUCUCUCUCUCUCCAGCUUCUCCGAUCCUCUCUCUACACCCCUGUGUUACAGGAUGGCGACUAGUGCCGCUAAUUCUGCAUCUCCCUUCUCCAUUGAUUCCUCUUUGUCUCGAUCACGUCACGGCGAUCCCUCUCCCUGGAUGUUGCCUUGUCAUGAUGAUCCUGCUCCUUCCCUCUCCCAUGACGCUCCCUUCGCUCCCCCUUCUGCCGGAAUUUACUCUUCUGACGACUUGGACAAGAAGCCUGUCUGGAACAAGCCUUCUAAUACUCGCUCCGAAGUCGGACCUCUCAUGGGCGCCUCCGAAUCCUGGCCUGCCCUCUCUCUUUCUGCUAGGCCUUCUUCCAACAAGUCUCCCCCUUUGGAUUCUUCCAAACCUUUAUCCGAUGGAUCAUCCUCAUCAUCAUCAUCAUCAAUGCCGCCUCCCCAGGCUCGGCCAAGUGCUUUCACUUCUACUUCAAAUGGCAAUUCCAACUCCAGCACCAAUGUCGCUGCUACUUCUUCUGAAAACCAUACUGUUAAUACCCAGAGGAAACCUUUUAGACGGAAUACCAAUGCAUCUUCUUCCACUAGUAACAACAUCUCCAACCCACCCAGUGCUCCCCUUUUUAACACCAGGGAUCAGAAUCACAGCCACAGGGGUGGCUCUUACGGUUCUGGAAAUCUCCGUAAUUCUCAGAGGAAUCGCAACAACCCUCGCGGGGAAGGCUUUCACCAUGGAAACAGGCGCAGUUAUGAGCAUGGGAACCAAAGCGGGUUUUCUCACCGUAACCUUAGCGGAAGAGACAUGCACUUGCAACCGCAGAGGGGUAUUGGGAUGAUGAGACCGCAGAUGCUGAUGGGGCCACCAUCUUUUCCUGCCACUAGUGCCCAAUAUAUGGCAGCGCCUCAAAUAGGUUCAUAUGGUGGCCCCAUGCUCUACCCAGAUUAUGCGCAGCAUGUCUUUGUGCCACAUCCACCUCCUGAGCCGAUGGGUUUAGUUGGACCCUUCCCACCUCUACCCAUGUAUUUUCCUAGUUUUGAUGCCAUGUUGUACAAUAAGAUAUUGACACAAGUAGAAUAUUAUUUCAGUGCUGAUAACCUGAGCAGAGAUGAACACUUGCGGGAUCAAAUGAAUAAUGAAGGUUGGGUUAAUGUUAGAGUAAUAGCAGGGUUCAGGAGACUUGCGGAGCUGACCAACAACAUCCAAACUAUAUUGGAGGCGCUGGGAGGUUCGGAAGUCGUGGAAAUUAAGGGUGAAACGUUAAGGAGGCGAGGAGAUUGGGACAAGUAUUUAUUGCCUCGUGAGCCUUCAAAGUCCGGUACAGCAGCAGCGGCGGCGAGCAACAAUGCCUCACUGGUGUCUCAACUUGAGAGCAUGACACUGUCAGAAGGGAGCAGAGAGAGGGAGUAAAGAGGUGCGACUAAGAAUAGAGAGAGGAAGAAAGAUGUGUUUACUUUCCCUUCGCAAGCCUCAAACCUUUCUCUCUCUCUUUCUCCCUCUUUCCUUUUUCUUUUUUUUUUGGAGAAUCAGAUAGGGGACUAAAGAAAACAAUAAUUUUCUCUUUAAAUUUGGAUAGGAAAUAAACAGUUGAGACAUCAAAUUUUAAAUUACAUGAGGUUGGCUGCUAA
This is a messenger RNA of Capsella rubella, 1794 nucleotides long. Its product is annotated as la-related protein 1B. Lineage: Eukaryota; Viridiplantae; Streptophyta; Magnoliopsida; Brassicales; Brassicaceae. The transcript is spliced from 6 exons. The record is from RefSeq and is a predicted model, not a curated record. Gene Ontology annotation, cellular component: nucleus. Gene Ontology annotation, molecular function: mRNA binding. The coding region runs from base 239 to 1576 and encodes 445 amino acids.